UGUAAUGUAUGUUGUUGUCAGAGCAUCUUCCAACAUGGCGUCCUCUGCGACUGGAGCACUCUUCAACCUGCCGGUAGCAUCUCUAUUCUUGAUCUUGGUGAUAUGUCUUCAGCCAGGAGGUGGUCAGAAGAAGAAAGAGAAUAUGCUGGCGGAGAAGGUUGAUCAGAUGAUGGAGUGGAGCUCUCGACGUUCCGUUAUCCGCAUGAAUGGAGACAAGUUCCGCCGUUUCGUGAAGGCACCGCCCCGGAACUAUUCAGUCAUUGUAAUGUUCACCGCACUGCAGCCCCAGAGGCAGUGCUCCGUGUGCAGACAAGCUAAUGAGGAAUACCAGGUGCUGGCUAAUUCUUGGCGCUACUCGUCCGCUUUUUCUAACAAACUGUUCUUCACAGUGGUGGACUACGACGAGGGGGCGGAUGUCUUUCAGCAGCUGAACAUGAACUCAGCCCCCACCUUCAUGCACUUCCCCGCCAAAGGCAAGCCGAAGAGGGCCGACACCUUUGACCUGCAGCGCAUUGGCUUUGCCUCCGAGCAGCUUGCCAAGUGGAUCGCUGACCGAACUGAUGUACAGAUCCGAGUGUUCCGUCCCCCUAACUACUCGGGUACUAUUGCUCUAGCCCUGUUGGUGUCUCUGGUGGGAGGUCUGUUGUACCUGCGCAGGAACAACCUGGAGUUCAUCUACAACAAGACUGGCUGGGCCAUGGCUGCCUUGUGUGUUGUGUUUGCCAUGACCUCAGGUCAGAUGUGGAACCAUAUCCGCGGCCCUCCGUACGCCCACAAGAACCCACAGAAUGGACAAGUGAGUUACAUUCAUGGAAGUAGCCAGGCUCAAUAUGUGGCCGAGUCUCACAUCAUCCUGCUGUUGAAUGCUGCCAUUACCAUGGGGAUGGUCCUGCUGAACGAAGCGGCUACCUCUAAAGGAGACGUGGGCAAGAGAAGGAUCAUCUGCUUGGUGGGCCUGGGUCUGGUGGUUUUUUUCUUCAGCUUCCUGCUCUCCAUCUUUCGGUCCAAGUACCACGGCUACCCUUACAGCUUCCUCAUUAAGUGAAAACGUGGACUCCCCACUCACAGCUUCGGUCCACAGGAACACAGAAGCAGCAGUACCUAGAAAAAUUGUAGCCGGGGACUGGUCAACUCAUACAGUGUGCAUGAUCUUAACAGUUCAGCCAAGAUGUGUCCAUCAAAGGGAAAAUAAAUCUUACUUUGACAACCCAAAG
Molecule: messenger RNA, 1214 nt
Organism: Engraulis encrasicolus (European anchovy)
Lineage: Eukaryota; Metazoa; Chordata; Actinopteri; Clupeiformes; Engraulidae
Gene: tusc3
Product: tumor suppressor candidate 3
Exons: 10
Coding region: 5-1045 (346 amino acids)
Cellular component (GO): oligosaccharyltransferase complex
Source: RefSeq, a predicted model, not a curated record